UAAUAGUCGAGAGCCGCCUCCAGUCGCCGGACUGAUAACGAGAAUCAAAGAUUGGAGUCAAAGGACGACUCAAACGGCAUUCUUUGUGUUUUCGCAACGUAGAAUACUCGACCCAUCUUGGCCGCCCAUGAUGAUCUACUCGCUCGCAACAGCGCUCCUUUGGGGGCAGGCCGUUGCCGUCGACCGUCUUCUCGGAUUCAACGCGAGGCCGCUUGUCGAGAACCGCACCAUCGACGAGAUUUACAAGGCCGCGCUGGCUGAGGGAGGGACCGUGACGCUUUGGCAUGGCGGCGACGAGACGAACCAGCGGGAUAGCCUCAAGGAGGAUUUCGAGAAGCGGUUCCCCGGAAUGACGCUCAACCUGACCGUCGGACUCUCAAAGUACCAUGCCGCCGAGAUCGACGAGCAGGUCGCGCACGACAACGUAUACGUCGACAGCGUCAUGCUGCAGACGCUGCAUGAUUAUCCUCGGUGGGCUCAGAGCAGCGUGCUCCUCAACUACGCGCCCAACAACUUUGACAAGAUCUGGCCGGCCUUUAAGGAUUCGGCGUCGGCAUCCUUCUACGGCGCCGAGGUCCUCUGGCUGUCCAACGUCUGGAACACGAAGAGCCUGCCAGAUGCCCGUUUCGACACCUUUGAGGAGUUUGUCAAGCCCGAAUACAAGGGCAAGCUUGUUCUCACGUAUCCCAACGACGACGACGCGAUUCUUUACGCCUUUGACUUGAUCAUGCAGCGCCACGGCAAGGCCUGGUUCGACAAGCUCCUGGCCCAGUCGCCGCGGUGGGUACGCGGGACGCAGACGCCGGCGACAAUCCUCCUCAACGACACCGAGGCCGAGGCCGCGACCUUCACGACCGUGGUCGGCUUCGACCCCAUCGACAACGCCAACCAGACGCUCCCGGCCGACGGGCAGUUCGUCAGCUGGGCGCAGGCAGCCGCCAUCCUGGCCAAGGCGCCGCACCCGGAGGGCGCCAAGCUGCUGCACAACUGGGUCCUGAGCGACGACUACCAAAAGGCCCUGGGCUGGAGCGUGCGCAGCGACAUCCCGCAGCGGGAGGGCGUGCCUGACAUGAUGACGCUGCCGAGCACCAACGCGCCCGGCUUCUUCACCUGGAUGCAGAGCCGCGGCAACGUCGAGCGCCUGAGGUUCUGGUUUGAGAGCAAGAUUGGAACGGCCCAGGGUCUGGACCCGCUCAAGGACGAGCUGUAGAGAAGGAAGCCUGUAGAAGUUGAUGUCAAUAUGAUUGGGAGCACAUAGACUUUGCGUUCUCGUUGUAGAUAUAGACAAUGGUCAUUAUUUUGAGCUGGA
Purpureocillium takamizusanense is the source of this 1309-nucleotide messenger RNA. RefSeq lists its product as uncharacterized. The transcript has 2 exons. The coding region runs from base 128 to 1210 and encodes 360 amino acids. Lineage: Eukaryota; Fungi; Ascomycota; Sordariomycetes; Hypocreales; Ophiocordycipitaceae. The record is from RefSeq and is a predicted model, not a curated record.